AGCGCAUAAAAAUUGAAGUUGUAAACCCCAGUUACAAAUUUUUUAAACUUUGUUCAUUUGGUGGAAAAUUUCACCUCUUCUUGUUUAUAAACUGUAAAAACAAAUAAAAAAUGGUUGUGCUUAGCAAUUUUCUUGCACCACAAGAAGGAAUACGUCAUGAAGAGCCAAAUACUACGGUGUACAUUAAUGAUAGCUUACUUUCUUGGGUGAAUUAUGAUACACAACAAGGAUUUUCACUUGAAUAUCCUCAUAUAUCUUUACAUGCCAUAUCACGAGAUGAACAAGUACAUCCAAGACAAUGUUUAUAUAUUAUGGUUGAUGCAAAAGUAGAUCUUCCAGAUGUGCCAUUACCACCAGCUUCUGAUAGUGGCUCAGAAAAUGAAGAUGAAGAUGCAGAUACACCUAUCACAGAAAUGCGAUUUGCUCCUGACAACACAAAUAAUUUAGAAGCAAUGUUUCAUGCAAUGAAUCAAUGCCAAGCACUCCAUCCAGAUCCACAAGACAGUUUUUCAGAUGGUGAAGAAGAUAUUUAUGAAGAUGCAGAAGAGGAUGAUUUUGAAUAUUACGAGGUGGGUGCUGGUGAUGCUCCCUACAUUUUACCAACAGAACAAGUAGGGAGCAAUCACAAUGGUACAGAAGCAGAUGAUGGUAUGGAUAUAGAAGAGGGACAAUUUGAAGAUGCAGAACAACAUCUAUAAAACAUGGGGAUGAUACAAUGCAGAUAUGCAUUUAGUAUUAAUU
Habropoda laboriosa is the source of this 741-nucleotide messenger RNA. It is a transcript of the gene icln, whose product is annotated as methylosome subunit pICln. Gene Ontology annotation, cellular component: pICln-Sm protein complex; cytosol; spliceosomal complex. Lineage: Eukaryota; Metazoa; Arthropoda; Insecta; Hymenoptera; Apidae. The transcript is spliced from 6 exons. Gene Ontology annotation, biological process: mRNA cis splicing, via spliceosome; spliceosomal snRNP assembly; cell volume homeostasis. The record is from RefSeq and is a predicted model, not a curated record. The coding region runs from base 111 to 698 and encodes 195 amino acids.